AGAGGACGACAGACGUGAUGUUAGAGAUUACCGGGAAGCGAAUAGACGAGGUGUACGAGAUAUAACCACCGAAAAUCGUCGAACAACUCAAAGGGAAGAUCAUUAAUACACAGAAGAGCAGUCUUAACUUAAAGGUUUUUGUUUUACUAAACAAGGCGUAGAAUUCCAAAAGCCUCUGUGAACUGCUGCGGUUAUCUUGCUGAUUGUUCCACAUCUUUAAGGAAUGCCAAGGGAACUAACCCAAAACAGGAUCCAAAAAAUCUGGAUUCCCUCGAAGGAUGACAAGCCUUCAAUGCCCCGCGCAUCACGAGGAGGCCCUCAUUUGGCAAACCCUCCAACAGUGAUUGUGAUGGUCGGACUUCCUGCUCGCGGCAAGACUUAUAUGUCCAGAAAACUCACUCGCUACCUCAACUGGAUUGGAAUCCCCACAAAAGUCUUUAAUGUUGGCGAGUAUCGUCGUGAGGCAGUGAAACACUACAGCUCCUAUGAUUUCUUCAAAUCAGACAAUGAGGAUGCUGUAAAAAUCAGACAGCAGUGUGCCCUGGCCGCUCUUAGAGAUGUCAAGAAUUACCUCACUGAAGAGGACGGUCAAGUGGCUGUUUUUGAUGCAACAAACACAACCAGAGAUCGACGAGAUAUGAUCUUGGAGUUUGGUGCAGAAAAUGGCUUCAAGAUUUUCUUCAUCGAGUCUGUGUGUGAGGACCCAAACGUUAUCGCCUGUAAUAUCCUGGAAGUUAAGGUGUCAUGUCCAGACUACCAAGAUUGCAACAGGACAGAUGCCAUGGAGGACUUCAAGAAAAGAAUCGAAUGUUACAGAAUGAACUAUCAGCCUCUUGACCCUGACCAGUAUGACAGAAGCUUGUCCUUCAUCAAAGUGAUCGACGUCGGUCGCAGAUUCCUGGUCAACCGCAUUCAAGACCACAUCCAGAGUCGCAUCGUGUACUAUUUGAUGAAUAUCCACGUGCAGCCGCGCUCCAUUUAUUUAUGCCGUCAUGGCGAGAGCCAGCACAACCUCCAGGGCAGACUGGGAGGAGAUUCUGGUCUGUCUACACGAGGACGAAAGUUUGCAGGUGCUCUUGCUAAGUUUGUGGAGGAGCAGAACUUGAAGGAUUUGAAGGUUUGGACCAGCCAGCUGAAGCGUAGUAUCCAAACAGCUGAGGCUCUCAAUGUGCCGUACGAACAGUGGAAAGCCCUCAAUGAGAUUGAUGCCGGUGUGUGUGAGGAGAUGACCUAUGAAGAAGUGAGGGAGAGGUUUCCAGAAGAGUUUUCUCUCAGAGAUCAGGACAAAUACUACUACCGCUACCCCUCCGGAGAGUCAUACCAGGAUUUGGUUCAACGUGUGGAGCCAGUGAUCAUGGAAAUGGAGCGACAGGAAAAUGUUCUGGUCAUCUGCCACCAGGCGGUUAUGCGAUGCCUACUCGCCUAUUUCCUGGACAAAAGUGCAGAUGAGAUGCCAUAUCUGAAGUGUCCUCUCCACACCGUACUCAAGCUGACCCCAGUGGCUUACGGAUGCAAAGUGGAAUCUAUCUCUCUGAAUGUGGAGGCAGUGAACACACACAGAGAAAGACCGGAGGAGGUGAAGCGAGGCCCAAGCACUUUAAUCAGGAGAAACAGCGUGACUCCUCUCACCAGCCCUGAACCCAAUAAGAAGCCUCGUAUCGAUGGUCUGGAUGAGCCAAUCAUUAGAGAAGUGAUGCCUGCUCAACUGACCCUGUGCUCAGCCUCACACACCACACUGGCUCUGUCCACACAGAACUGGCUUAGCGAAGCUUGUCUAACCUGAAGAAAUGCUGUAUAGAGUGCCAUGAAGCCCCUCAACUUUGCCUGUGAGAUUAUUCGGCUGUAAAGCUUUACUCAACGUGGAAGAGUUUUCUGUCAAGCUGCUUCCUCUCCUUUUCCCACAUAAAGAAAAGAAAUGGACCCUUGGGUUACUCCUAUUUGUAAGGAAUGCACAUAUUAUGUGGUUUGUACUAGUAAGGAGUUUUUGGAUAUGAAUUGUAUCCAGAGCACAGUGGUAGGGAUUACCAAUUUAUAACCCCUCGCCCCACAUUUUUGGACACUAUUCCCUGUUUAUAUAACAGGAUACCACUAGUUGAUAUUGAAGAUCUGGUCUCAGCCAGAUGUGUAACACUGAUGGUAAGAAUAAGCCCUGAGACUUCGAAACGACGACGCUAAAAAAAGACCAAAGAUCACUCACAGAUGUUAGUGGGCUGAUUUGUGUCCAUUCUGCACUCGCUAUCAUGUGCUGCAAACUAAAUUGCACAUUCUAAUUGCACAUUUAGAUCAUUUGCAUUUGUUUGUCUUCGUUUUUUUGAAGGGCAAUAACAAAUCAUACCAAUUUCGUUCUUUUUAAUGCUGCUGGCAGUUUUGAAGAGUGUUUGUAAGUUCUCAUGUCGUCUGCUGCAGUUUCACUUGAUUUGCGUUAUGAUAUGGAUUGUGAGUGUUUUUAGGUAUGUAAUUUGUGUGCUUUGGAGACCUGAUGACAAGGUCAAUGCAUAAGGUUAUGAAAACAGGGUGUUUUAUUGAGCGUUUGGAUGGAACGAAGUGAAACAGUGUUUAUAUUGGUUGUUUAUAUUUAAUGUGUUUGAUGGUGUGAUAAAUAUCAGAUACAAUUUUUUAUACUGUUCAUUUAUUAAUUCCCUAGAGUGCCUAGUGCUUGAGCUAUCAGGCCAGAGCUGCUUUUUUGUAUUCUAAUAUGAUAAUUAUACAUUUAAAAAAAUGUAACAUUUGAAGUAGCUUUAGCUUUAUCAUUUCAAUUUCUUGUCACAGCCACAAGAGUUUAAACUAGCGUUUGAUAUAAUAUGUAUGUACAGAUUUAUCCUCUUAACCAAAUGUUUACAAUUUGAAUAUAUAAUAGAUUUUUGUAGGAAGGGAGUCAAAUUCAAAGAACCGGCUUUAACUGUAAACGGAUGUUUCUGAGAAGAUGUCUAGUUGUUGCUUUGUAAUGUAAAAACAAUUAAGUUCAUCACACGACUAGGUGCAAUCUUGUAUAUUGGCUCUUAACUGUAAUUCAUGUUUGCUUCUGAUACUUGAACCUUAUUUUGUAAUAUCUUACCUUGUUUUGUUAAAAUAAUAUUUAUUUAUUUGUACUAGUCUGUGUUUCAUGCACUUUGUUCAUAACUGAGAUUCUAGAGCAUAUCAGCAAAUACAAUUGUCUCUUUCUGAAGAAAGUGAAUCAUCUAUAUGCGUCAACCGAAUCAAUAAAGUCUAAAAGAGAA
This is a messenger RNA of Danio aesculapii, 3218 nucleotides long. It is a transcript of the gene pfkfb3, whose product is annotated as 6-phosphofructo-2-kinase/fructose-2,6-biphosphatase 3. The record is from RefSeq and is a predicted model, not a curated record. Lineage: Eukaryota; Metazoa; Chordata; Actinopteri; Cypriniformes; Danionidae. Gene Ontology annotation, molecular function: 6-phosphofructo-2-kinase activity; ATP binding; fructose-2,6-bisphosphate 2-phosphatase activity. Gene Ontology annotation, biological process: fructose metabolic process; fructose 2,6-bisphosphate metabolic process. Gene Ontology annotation, cellular component: cytosol. The transcript is spliced from 16 exons. Bases 224 to 1783 code for a protein of 519 amino acids.